This is a messenger RNA of Prunus armeniaca (apricot), 471 nucleotides long. NCBI's taxonomy places the organism in Eukaryota, Viridiplantae, Streptophyta, Magnoliopsida, Rosales, Rosaceae. The record is from the annotation of a GenBank genome assembly.
AUGAGUGAGAUCAAAAGAAGUAGCGAAAGGAGUGUACGGACCAGACCCACGCCAGACGAACUCAGUGAGCACUUGGAUGAGGUGCUGGGAAUAUCUAAUUUUGAAGAGGGCCUGAAACUUGUUGGCGCUGUGAUUGCCCAGAAACUACCAAACAAUGGGGCAAUAAAGAGCAUUCUGAAAGCAGCCUGGAAAGAGUAUGGGGAAGCUAAGAUAGUAUGGGUUAGGGAGAACCUUUUCUCCAUAACGAGAUGGCCUCCAAAUCUUGCCAUCGAGGAAGUUGAGGUGAACAUCAUUUCGCACUGGAUCCAUAUCCGUGGAAUCCGGUUGAACCUAUGCCACGAGGAGAAUGUGAUUAAAUUGGGGCGCAAAGCUGGGAAGGCGAUUGAUUUCGAAGACCCAGGAAAGCAGAGAGGUUUCCUACGAAUUAGAAUUGGGGUAGAUACCAACUUGCCACUUCUUGCCAGUUUCUAG